Molecule: messenger RNA, 865 nt
Organism: Exophiala xenobiotica
Lineage: Eukaryota; Fungi; Ascomycota; Eurotiomycetes; Chaetothyriales; Herpotrichiellaceae
Exons: 1
Coding region: 1-774 (257 amino acids)
Source: RefSeq, a predicted model, not a curated record
AUGAAACCAACAAUCCUGCUCGUGCCGGGAGCAUGGCACUCGCCAGCAUGCUACGACGACCUCAUUACGAUCCUACGACAACACGGGUACCAAUGCGAGACAGUCACUCUGGCCACCGUCGAUCCUGUUGACCCUGCAAACACGAACGCAGACUCGGAUGUCAUGGUCAUCUCAGAUGCCAUUGAGAAAAUCCUUACUGGAGGAAUUGAUCUUGUUCUUGUUGCUCAUUCAUAUGGUGCAAUACCCGCCUUGAGCGCAGCCUUCUCGUUUGUUGACCGACAAUCCCCUGGCAUCACCGCAAUUGCGCUUAUGUGCUCUUUCUUAUAUCCGCCUCAAACCUCCCUGAUCAUGUCGCUUGGAAAUCAGCCUGCUCCAUUCCACAAGAUCGACGGCACCGGCCAUCUGGUCGAUGUAGGCGAGCCAGGACCAGAAACGCUCUUCUACAACGACUUGUCUAGCGAGGAUGCGGCACGCUGGAGUGCACGUCUGAAGCCUCACUCCUGGCACAGCAAACAAAACCCACCAUCGGCUGCGGGCGUUGGCUGGUGGGAGAUACCGACAAGUUACCUUAUCUGCGAGAAAGAUGGCGCCAUUCCCGCACCCUUCCAGCGCAAAAUGAUAGCAGACGCCAAUGAAGCUUUGAAAGCGAGAGGAUCAACAAGGACCAUUAGACAAGAAAUUGUCGACAGCAGCCAUAGCCCAUUUCUGAGCAUGCAAAAUCGAACGGCUGAUUUUAUCCGUCGUUCUGCUGGAGAGAAAGUCCUCGGGGAAUGAAACAUCACCGGAUGGUGUGGAGGAGAGAACCACCCGGUUUGGAAGGGGAAAGUGAUGCGUCCGUGUGUUGUUACACACAAAGGACGCCAGG